AUGCCUUGCAGUAGCAGUCCCAGUGCUUGCGCUUCGGGCUCCGCGUGGUUGCACUGCCUUGAUGUAUUGUCUUUGGCAAGGGAUUGUGUGUUGAGCGCGGAUGCUGUCGGUUGCAAUUCUGCCAUCCAGUGUUGCGGAUUGGCGAACUCCUGGGAAGGGUCAAUACGACUUCUUCAGGUUCUUGAGGGAAACUGCGGAUUCUCACAUAGAACGGCCUGUGAAACUAUCGCCUCGAUGUCGCACCGCUGGGAGCCAUCUCUGUCAUUACUCACAACGGCUGCAUUUGCAAACGUUGAACUGGAUACAGCCGUGUUCAAUGCUGCAUCGAGCGCUCUAGCAGGUGGUGACGAGUGGCAAGCAACGCUGCUGCUUGCAGCUGGACUUGAGUCGCUGGGACUCCAGCCGACGACAUCAACUCUGAAUGCAGUGGCCACGGCCAGUGCUCGAGGACGCGCUUGGUUUCUGGCAGUGAACGCCUUACAUCACCUGCCUGGCCUUGAAGAUCCGGCUGGGGUUGGUGCAGUCGUUCUCGCCUGCGCAGAGUCUGAUCAGUGGCGAAGGUGCCUUUCCCUUCUUCAAUUGCCGACGAUGUUGGGUUCAGAGUCCCUCCCGGCUCGCAAUGCAGCAAUAACAACCUUGGGGCGACAAGGCUUUGUCGUCAAGGCUGUCGUGGUUCUGAGGGAUGCCGCGCAAAUGAGGCUGAGGCCGACCUUGACUUCUUUCAAUGCAGCUUUGGAUGCGUUGACUUCGAAUGCUCUGGCCUGCUCAGAGAGUUGGUCCAGAGCCCUCAGCAUUCUGCAGGAUUUAAGAUCCGGCAGACUGCCGCCAGAUGAGUUCACGUAUCAGUUUGCGGUUUUUGCUUCGCAAGCAAGUGGAGUUCAUAGCAGUAUGCUGCUGGCACGGAGUUGGUUGGCGAAGGCUGCUAGCGCCUUCUGCCAGCGGCUGCGUGGAUCCCCUGGCAGUCACAUUGUCAUCUUGGACCUCCUUGAAGAGCAUGACGGUCUCUUCUCGUCGUUGGAGGCAGUUUUCCGCAAGCGUGUGCAGCCCACAUGGACAAGGCUUCAGAGGCUGUGCCAUGCAGCUGCAGCUGGCUCUUCAAGGCUAGCAGACAGUGUGCUGGAGGAUUUCUUUGGCCUGGAAGGACACUUCACGCGCCUGAUGCUUGGCUCAGUCUUCACAGCACCUGAAAAGGAGGCCAACUGGAUAUCCGCAGGCGCGCUUCAAGCUCGUCACUGUUUACAAGGCUUUUCUGUGCCAGUGAGGCGGGAUCCGGCUGCCAAGUCCUUGUGCUGUUUCAACAGCUACAGGCUGAGUUCCAACUUAUCAGAAGCAGCGGGAAGGCGCACAACAGGGCACAACGUCUUGCAGGGACGCCUUCUGCCG
Messenger RNA from Symbiodinium pilosum, 1383 nucleotides. The record is from the annotation of a GenBank genome assembly. Lineage: Eukaryota; Dinophyceae; Suessiales; Symbiodiniaceae.